Messenger RNA from Columba livia (rock pigeon), 3832 nucleotides. RefSeq names its product nuclear receptor coactivator 4 (gene NCOA4). The transcript has 10 exons. Gene Ontology annotation, molecular function: transcription coactivator activity. The coding region runs from base 247 to 2040 and encodes 597 amino acids. Gene Ontology annotation, biological process: intracellular iron ion homeostasis; response to hormone. The record is from RefSeq and is a predicted model, not a curated record. Lineage: Eukaryota; Metazoa; Chordata; Aves; Columbiformes; Columbidae.
GUCCCCGCGAUAAGGCGAGGGCGGAGGGGCGGGCGGGCGGGGCCGCGCAGGGGGCUCGGACUCGUCCGCGUCCGCCAGCCGGCGUUCGGAGCGGAGUUUGCGGCGGCACCGAGAGCGGUUGCACGUGACUGUCUGAAAGCGGCUUGGAGUCCGUGCUUCUGCGGAAUAGAAGGUUGGAAAUGGAAACAGCUUUAUAAGCAGGACGCUGCUGAAUUGCUGCCUUCGCCCGGGAAGAACACUUCAAGAAUGAGUCCACCACAAGAUAGAAAUAGAAAUUCCUGCAGCAGUGAGUCUCUGGCAAAGUGCCUGCAAGCAAAGAAGGACUUGGAAGCAGCUCUGUCUGGGAUCGUCAAAGCUGAACAACAGAUUAAAGAGAACUGGCGGGAGGUGAAAGCGAAGAUUCACAGCCACAUCAGCCGCCACCUGGAGUGCCUGCGCAGCCGGGAGGUCUGGCUGUUUGAGCAGGUUGAUCUCAUCCAGCAGCUGAAGGAGGAGGCCUUGCAGCAGCAGGCGCAGCAGCUCUACUGGUAUUUGGGACAAUUCAGUUGCCUUAUUCAUCAGCUGGAACGAUCCUAUAGUAACGAACUAGCAAACCAGAUUUCUGUUUGCCUGGAGAGACUGGGAAAUCUCACUCUUAAACCAGAGGAGUCUUCCAUCCUGAAUUUUGAGGCUGACACAUCUUACCUUCGCCAGGCUAUUACCUCAUUUGGUUCAAUUAAAACAAUGCAAACCCCAGAGAGAGAGAAUACUUCUCCCUGGUUCCCAGGGCAGAACUGUGCCCUAAUAAACUGUGAACAGCAGAAAACUUUGUGUGGGACAGUGGGGGCCUCACUUGCUGACUGGUUACUUGGAAGCAAACCUGUGAGUGUUUGCCAAGCUCCAUAUGUUCCCAGCACCAACCUGGAAGAAUGGGUUACACAAAAGUGCGUGUCAGAGCCCAGCCAGGAUUUAAAUUCUUCCAAAGUCUGUUAUUUUGAGCAAGCCUGGGGAAAUCUGAAAAACUUGGAAAACUGGCUCCUGCAGAAUCAACAGCGUGAUGUUGCUGGGAAGACAGAGUCCCCCGGUCGCAGGGACUCUGCUGCUACCUUCAACUCAUCGUUUUCCACGAUGGAAAGGGUGGAGGAACUGGAAUCCCUUGGACAAGAAGAGAUGGAUCUUUCUGACUGGCUGCUUACUCCUGACACAGAAAAUGGAAGUAGUGCUUCAGAUGAGAAAUGGAAGUAUGAAUUUAAGCCUUUUAGGGAAGAAUUUAAUAUGAAUGAUUGGCUCCUCAAAUCUGAAACGUGCACCAGUUGUUGUGGCAGCCAGAUCAAAAGUGUGGAAAUUGAGAACCUGGGAAAUCUGAAGUGCCUGAACGAGCAUCUUGACGGAAAGAAAGCACCCACUGCACCUGCUGUAAAUGCUUGGCUUCUUCAGCAUCCGCAGGCCCCACUGAAAGUGGAGGAUGUGUGCAAAGCUAAUGAGCUGUGUGCCAGCUUUUCAGAAUGCGUGUGUGAUGAAAACUGUGGAAAAGAGGCUCUGUGUAAAUGGCUUCUGAAGAAAGAUGGGAAGGAUAAAAACGGAGUGCCAGUCAGCCAGAAAGAUGUACCAAACCCUGAGCAUGAGAAGGCCAACUCUGCUGCCAGUACCUGGCUUAAGCCCGCACAGCAGCUCACAGGGGAACCCAUUAGUGCAGAGAAAGCAGAUUAUUCAGCAGAGAUCGCAGAACCCUUGAAAGUGUUGCUGGAAAGGCCUCUGACAAGCUGGCUAGCCAAAGCAGAGAGUGCAGAAGAAAAGGCGAGUAGGGAAAAAGCAGAUAAUAAUUUCAAGACUCCUUUCCUAGACCUCUUGGCUCCAUUCCACCUCCCCUUGAAUGUAAACAGUUGGGUGUUGGCUUCAAACAACGUAGAAAAUGCUCACCCACCUCCAGUGGAAGAUAAAUGGCUUCUACGCAAGAAAGCACAAGACUUUGGCCUUCCUACAGUUUGCGACCUUUUUGCCUGUAUGAAACUCAAUGGAGAUAAAGAAAAAUGGCUGUAUCAGACUCCUCUACAGAUGUGAAGAACUGGAAGCAGUGAAAUCAUCCCUUUCCUGCUGAUCAAUCCCACAUCACGCUGAGUGACUGCAGCCAGCUGAAUUCUUGUGUUUUGUGUUUGGCCAUCUGCUUUUUCUUCUAAAAAUAUAACGAGAUUACUCAUACAACAGAGUUAUGGUGCAGAAGAUGCCUUUUUGUUAUGAUUAAUUCUGAAAUGUAAACCCACUGAGCAUAAGCAAUCUGAUACUAUAGAGGUGUUAGUAAAUUCGUAUGUUAUGGGAGUACAUAAAUCUUCUUUAACGGGCUGUCACUUGAAGUAGGUUGAAGCCAGUGCAAGUAUAAAGCAAAAUCUCUCUGGUGCUGUGAAGUGUCCACCUUUGGCAGUGACUUCAGAAGUGUUGCCAUUCCUUUCAGCUGCUACAACUUUGUCAUGAGUUGGAUUCCAGCUUCCUGGGAUUGCAAGGUAACUUAGGCUGUAGUUGGAAGCAAUUUCUUUUAAUGAGCAGUUGCUUACGUUAAACGUUUCAUCUGCUUCUUUUAUUGGUGUGUUUCCCAGCUGAGUCUGUAUACUCCAGAUUUUGAAAGAGAUGUGAAUUUAUGGGACCCGACAUGUGACAGGAGAAUUGGUAACUUGGUUUUGAAAGAAAACUUUUGUUGCAAAUUUCUGAGGUGGUCAGAGAACAGGGUAGGGUGUUAAUUUUUAUGCAGCAGUAGAUCAGAUCCUACUAUGUCCCCAGCAUUUAGUAACAAUUUGAAUUGCACUGAAAAAGCUGUAAUAUUAAAUGUGUACAUUUCUGCUAGUUUUAGAUAACUCAUAACGAACUUUUAUUGACUAAACCACUGGAAAGCAGGCGUCUUAGCCACAUAAUACUUAAAGGUAAUAUUGGGGAGUUCGAUGCCUUCUCAUCAGAUUGACGUCAUGCAGUUUAGUUGGGAAACACUGACUUGGCAAACUGCGUGGCUCUCAUUGAUAAAUUUUAAAGAUAUUUAAACUGUGGAUUUUCAUGUUGUUAUGCAUAUGAAAGUGGGGUCGAGUAACUCUGAUUUGUGUAGCUGUGCGCAUAAUAAGAGCAAUUGCUCUUCAGCUAUUUAGCAUUUUGAGCCCAUAGGAAGGACUGCGGAGAUGUUAGAUGGAAAUGCGGAUCACACCUGUCAGCUUGCAUGAAAAACUGUGAAGUUACGUAGUUUCUGGUGCAGCUUCUAGUCACUUAACAAAUUGUUCUUCCUGACAAUAAAGAACAGCCUCCCUUCUCCCCAUCCCUGCAGCCUGCCUGGGAAUAAAGGUGACUUCAGUUCUUCACAACCCUGUAGAAAUGAUUAACAGGAACCACCUUGGUAUCUCUUUGCAGUGCGAACACAUUCCUGUCUGAUAGAACAUUUGUUUGAAAGUAAGUUUUUAGUCAGAGAGGGACAUUGCCAAUGUGAAACCGGUCCCUGAAACGGCUUAACAUCAGUGGACCCCUUGAGGCUUUUGUACUUCCAGAGUUGAGGCUUUUUGCUGGAAGCAGAAAGAGGUUUUUGAAGUUCACUUUCCCCUUCAAACGUGUCCUUGUUGCUGCAUGGGAAGGCUGCGCUGUGACUAACUCCAAUAAUAGUCUGAUUUGAUUAGCAGUUGAAGUUCAAGAAGGUGAUUGACGAGCAGCCCACCUCUUACAAUUAAUUCCUUGUAGUCAUUGUGUGCUACUUUGUCAGUUCAUUAUGAGCCUCUUAAAACUUGGGGGUCUGUAUUCCUUUACUUACUCAACCAACUUGUUAUCACUAAUUGAUAUUUAUGUAAAACUGAUUAGUCUUUUCCAUUAAAAAAUAAUUGCAACCAAA